Molecule: messenger RNA, 980 nt
Organism: Ilyonectria robusta
Lineage: Eukaryota; Fungi; Ascomycota; Sordariomycetes; Hypocreales; Nectriaceae
Product: Got1/Sft2-like family-domain-containing protein
Exons: 6
Coding region: 211-852 (213 amino acids)
Biological process (GO): vesicle-mediated transport
Cellular component (GO): membrane
Source: RefSeq, a predicted model, not a curated record
CUAUCGCCCGUCGCCGUCGCCGCCGUCGCCUCCUGUCGUCAUCCGGCCAACCUCGACGUGGAGCUGCUCUCUCCUCUUUCCCGCUUCACCUCUUCUCCUCGACGCGCUCCUCCCACCCUCCAUCCCGAUCACGAACCUGCCGCAGCGCGAUCGACGUAGCCGUUCCGUCCCCCGUCCCCCGUCGAACCCGCCCCCCUGGUCCCCGCCGCCAUGGCUUCGAAUACCUUCCGAGACUCCAUCAAUUCCCUGGGUUGGAGUCGCCGCGAUGAGCCCGUCAACACCUCCCAGCCGAACGGCCUCCUCUCCUCCAUCCAGAGCCUGAAUCCGUUCGGCGAUCGUGGCUAUGUUCGCCUCCCCACCACCGAGGGUCCCGGUGCCCCCCUGCCCCAGCCCACCCGCCGCGAGGAGGAAGAAGGCUGGUUUGUUCUUAGUCGAUGGGAUCGUUUGAUGGUCUUUGGUGCUUGCAACCUCGCAGCCCUUGCCUGUUUCGUCAUAUGCUUCACCCUCUUUCCAGUCCUCUCCUUGAGGCCUCGCAAGUUUGUCAUCUUGUGGUCCGUCGGAUCCAUGAUGUUCUUAGCAUCAUUUGCGGCCAUGAUGGGACCGAUGAACUAUGUCUACCAUCUCUUCUCAGCCCCUCGACUGCCGUUCACUGCAGCGUACUUUGGUUCCAUCAUCUUGACGCUCGUGUUCGCCCUGAAGCUUCACAGCACCAUCCUCACACUCUUCUCAGCUAUCAUCCAACUCGCCUGUCUGGUGUGGUAUCUGAUCAGCUACUUCCCUAUGGGGUCCACUGGCUUGCGCCUUGCCACAUCGUUUGGUGCGAGACAAGCGACCUCUUGGAUGAGUGGCUAAAAGGGGCGAAGUGUUUGGGAAAGUUGUACUUCGGCGUCCCCUUGCGGUAUCUUCUGGUGCAAUCCUAGGAAGCCGUACACCAAGUCCUGACAUCUCUCAGGAUCGUAAUUGUCUAUAUGUACCAUAAC